Molecule: messenger RNA, 1302 nt
Organism: Mesorhabditis spiculigera
Lineage: Eukaryota; Metazoa; Nematoda; Chromadorea; Rhabditida; Rhabditidae
Source: the annotation of a GenBank genome assembly
AUGGAUGAUGAUGAAGACGUGAGAAGAGAACGAGCAAAGCGAUUCAUUGUCAACUCCAUAGAGAAGAUUUUGCGGCUAGUACCUAACAACCGAAACUUGAUUGCCGAAGCCCUUCAAGACAAUGACACUUCGGAAGUUGAAGAUCUUCAACAAAGCCCCGCGAUAUUAUUUGAUUUAUGGGCAACGACCGGCGCGACUUAUCAUUCUGACGAAGAAUGUGAGGAUGCCGAUCAGCCAUCACCCAGCCAAGAGCCCAUGUCAGGCCCAUCACGAUGCGAAAGAAAAUCACCGAGACCCUCGCAAAACUCUGACGCUUCUGAAUUCUCACAUUACAUCGACACAAGUUACGAGGAACGAAGCCAAGCUAGAGAAACCCUGGCGAUCUGUUCCCAGCGGACGAAUGAUCUGAGGAAAUCAUCAGAAUUGUCCUACAACUCACCAGAGUGGGAUGCACCAGGGCUUUCCCAAAAGAUUCUAGAAAGCCAGCAGCUGUCUUCACAAUGCUUUAGCGAUGCAUAUUUCUCAGAUGACGCCCUCGAAUUUCUGCCAGCCACGCAGACAUCUUGUGAACAAGAGGACGACGCUUUUUCCUGUGAAUCCGAUUCUCCCGUGAUCAAGGAAAACAGAAUGACAAGUACAGCAGCAUUACCCCGCCCGGGGAAACAAGAAGACGAGUUUUCGGACGGCUGUGACGAUGAAUUUUCUCAAUCUACGACGACAGAAGCGGCCUGUCCUGCGAAUGUAGAGGAUGAGCCAUCGACUUCGACCCGAUCUAAUCAGAUUCUGGCUUCCUCUAAUGAACCCUUAUACGACGAGUUUUCGUCGAGUGAAGAAGAGGUGCCGGGUCCUUCGAUUUGUGACGUGACAUUGCCACCCGAGAGCUAUGUCUGCUCUUUCAAUACAAGACGUCAUAUUGAUGCCGAUCCAGUUAAUAUAUCAGAAGCGGAAGGCAUUUUAAUACGCACAUCAGAUGCGAUCAAUAAUUCUAUCGGAAAAAGGACACUACAUGAAAGCGAUCCUGCGGAACACUUUAAUGAUGGUUUCUCAGAUGAGGAUCGACCUUCUAGGCAAAUUAUACAAGAAGACGAGUUUUCGGAUGACUGCACUUCAAUUUGUGACAAGACGAUAAAGCCGGAACGCGAUGUCUCCAUUUUUAACAAAAAAAGAUACCUUGUCGAUAAUUACAAUGAGUUCUCAGAAGAUGAGCAGGCUUUAGUCCAACGGGACCAUGUGGUAAAGAAUUCUAUGGAAAUUAGAGAAGACAACGACUUUUCCGAUGACUGCGGUGAAUCUCCGGAUUUA